Molecule: messenger RNA, 867 nt
Organism: Blastomyces gilchristii SLH14081
Lineage: Eukaryota; Fungi; Ascomycota; Eurotiomycetes; Onygenales; Ajellomycetaceae
Exons: 5
Coding region: 1-867 (288 amino acids)
Source: RefSeq, a predicted model, not a curated record
AUGCCUAAGAUAGGGGAUGUUAGCCGAGCUGACAAGGGGGGCGUACGCCCUCUGCUAUAUACGACGAAUCCAGAGUCGCGAUUGGGCGCCUUGUCUCUGGUGAUCCCAAGAAACUUUCUGGAAGGAAGGAAGGCAGAACUUGUCCCUGAAGCAGAACGGGACAAACCUGAAGGACCACUUGCCGGAUUUCCGAGUCUCACGGUGGGUAAGAACGUCGUCGUGUUAGACAGCUCAUACCAGAUUGUCGGGCGUGUGAUAGAGGGGAACAUGAAAAAGCUUAUGGGUCAACUAGUCGAUGAAGAUUGUGACAUUAUUGAUAAAGUGGGAAGUGUCAUUGGAAAAGCUGAGCGCUGGGAGCAAGAACAAAGGAAAUGGGACAUCAAUCCAAUGUCUGGGUGUAAACACAUGGAGAGAGCGGAUAGAACAAAUGUCAAGCCCCGAAUCGAAGAAGGCAGUAGCCACCUUCAAGAAUGCAACGGCACCCUCCGCUUGCUCGAUCCAGACGGGCAGAUGAUAGCAGCCAAGGCGAAAUCAAAGUCCGCACAGCGCGAAGCAUCGCCAGAGGAACACCAGCUAGCGGAUCUCCUGAAGGAACUCACGUCGACCGUCGCCACGACCAUUGACAAUGCACGGAAGCGGAUUGCCGAUAUGCCCCACGCAAAGAAAAGGCUCAACCCGCUCUGGGCUCUGCUGAGCGAACCUCUCUUCCAGAUCAUUACUGCGGUUAGCCUCCUCCUGACUGGUGUUCUUGGCUUGCGGCUGGUGAAUGGACUCCUCGGCGGAUUGGGUAUCAAUAAGCUUCUUGGUGAGUUGGGUCUGGGGUCUGUCACGGAUGCUCUGAACCUUGGUGGUGACAAGAAGAAGUAA